Molecule: messenger RNA, 3655 nt
Organism: Saimiri boliviensis boliviensis (Bolivian squirrel monkey)
Lineage: Eukaryota; Metazoa; Chordata; Mammalia; Primates; Cebidae
Source: RefSeq, a predicted model, not a curated record
ACGUCAUCUUCACGCGACGUUCGGUUCGGUGUGUGUGUCGCCGGCUUCUCGAGGGUCCAUGUGAUUUUCACGCCAGUGCGGCUGAACGGUCCAGGAGAGGGAGCUGACGGAGUCCGAUUAAUUGUCCUUGAGUCCAGGUGUCUCGUCGGGCCCUUUGGGGCUCAGUGGAGACUUAAGGCAGUCGUUGUAAUUAUUUCUAAUAUCAAUUCUAAAAUAUUGACCCUUGGACAACAGUUCAAUUAUAUGGAAUUAUGGCUGGGUAUAAGCCUGUAGCUAUUCAGACAUAUCCUAUACUUGGUGAAAAAAUUACCCAAGAUACACUGUACUGGAACAACUAUAAAACCCCUGUUCAGAUUAAGGAAUUUGGUGCAGUUUCAAAAGUAGACUUUUCUCCUCAGCCUCCAUAUAAUUAUGCUGUCACAGCUUCCUCAAGAAUUCACAUUUAUGGCCGAUAUUCCCAAGAACCUAUAAAAACCUUUUCUCGAUUUAAAGAUACAGCGUACUGUGCUACUUUUCGACAAGACGGUAGAUUGCUUGUGGCUGGCAGUGAAGAUGGUGGAGUGCAACUUUUUGAUAUAAGUGGAAGGGCUCCCCUCAGACAGUUUGAAGGCCAUACAAAAGCAGUUCAUACAGUAGAUUUUACAGCUGACAAAUAUCACGUGGUCUCUGGGGCUGAUGAUUAUACAGUUAAAUUAUGGGAUAUUCCAAACUCCAAAGAAAUUUUGACAUUUAAAGAACAUUCUGAUUAUGUGAGGUGUGGAUGUGCUAGUAAACUUAAUCCGGAUCUCUUUAUAACAGGAUCAUAUGAUCAUACUGUGAAGAUGUUUGAUGCACGAACGAAUAAGAGUGUUCUCUCUGUUGAGCAUGGGCAGCCUGUGGAGAGUGUCCUGCUUUUCCCCUCUGGAGGUCUUCUGGUGUCAGCAGGAGGUCGUUACGUUAAGGUCUGGGACAUGUUAAAAGGAGGACAAUUGCUGGUAUCUCUGAAAAAUCAUCACAAAACUGUGACAUGUUUAUGUCUAAGCAGCUCUGGACAGAGGUUGCUCUCUGGCUCACUGGAUAGGAAGGUAAAAGUAUACAGCACAACUUCCUACAAAGUAGUCCACAGUUUUGAUUAUGCAGCUUCAAUUUUGAGUCUUGCCCUUGCGCAUGAAGAUGAGACAAUAGUUGUAGGAAUGACCAAUGGCAUACUGAGUGUUAAACAUCGGAAAUCCGAAGCAAAGAAGGAAUCGCUUCCCAGAAGGCGGCGGCCUGCAUAUCGAACGUUUAUUAAAGGAAAAAAUUACAUGAAGCAACGGGAUGACAUUUUGAUUAAUAGGCCAACAAAGAAACACCUAGAAUUGUAUGACAGGGAUCUGAAACAUUUUCGAAUCUCUAAGGCACUUGACAGAGUUCUUGAGCCUACUUGUGCAAUAAAGACACCUGAGAUUACAGUGUCCAUCAUAAAGGAGUUAAAUCGAAGAGGAGUCCUUGCAAAUGCCCUUGCAGGUCGAGAUGAAAAGGAAAUCAGUCGUGUUCUUAAUUUUUUGAUAAGGAAUCUUUCUCAGCCAAGAUUUGCCCCUGUUUUAAUCAAUGCUGCUGAAAUAAUUAUUGAUAUAUAUCUACCUGUGAUUGGUCAGUCCCCUGUAGUUGAUAAAAAGUUUUUGCUGCUUCAAGGACUUGUAGAAAAAGAAAUUGAUUACCAAAGAGAAUUGUUAGAAACCUUGGGGAUGAUGGAUAUGCUUUUUGCCACCAUGAGAGGGAAGGAAGGCACUCCUGUGUUGGAAAAUACAUCUGAUGGAUUUCCAGAGAAUAAGAAGAUAGAAUCAUAGUGUCUGCUGAAUAAGACAUAUAAGAACUCUGAAGUUGGAAUAGAUUUGCCUCUAUUAAAUGUUGGAAAGAGACUCUCUUUGAUAUAUUAAAAAAAGCUAUUUACAGAAGCAGUUCUGUGGAAGAGACUGGAAUAAUUGUGGUCGGAAAAUAAGUACCUGUUUUAAGUAAGACAUGGUUUUCCAUGUGCUAUUUUGAAUUAUUUUAUAGCAUCUUCACCUAGAAGAUCUCAAUUGUCUUGGACACAGAGUAGGUUUAUGUGGGAUGAGUGGAUAUUAAUUUUAGUACAGGAGUAUUCUGUCUCAACAUUUGGGUUGGUAUUCAGGUGGGAAUUCAAAUAUGAAUCCUCUCUGGAGAGGAUCCAACUGGGAAUCCUGCUAAAGGAACACAGCCUUGUAUUACUUCUGGAAAACAACAAAAACAAAUGGCAACAACAAAAAGCCUCUUUCUUGAUGCUAAUCAGUGCCUUUGGGAUUUGUAGGCCCUUGCGGAGCUUGCUUCCUCUCUCCUUGAUGUCGACACUUGUCUUAGAUCACAUGCCCUGCUUCAGCUGGUAAUGGGAGUUCAGCUGUUCCAAGUGUGGCAAGUAAGUGGUCAGCUCUGAAGAACUGAUACUCGCUAGAUUUGUAUUCAGAAUGAGAGCAAGGUCUGCAGAUAGACCUGAUUGGACUACUUUUUCUUUCUUCUCUUCAUGCAGCCUUUCUAACAAGUUUUCACCUUGUUUCAGGUCAGAGGAAUGAUAGAAUUUGUCAUUUUUCUUGUAAUAAAUAGCCUUUCAAACUAUUCUUCAUAUGUUUGGAGCUUGUCUUAUAGCUGUCUAAUCCUCUGAAAACUAUUUUCUCUGAUUUGUAUUUAGAUUUUCCUCCCAUUCUUCACAAUCAUAUUGUGUUUUGAACCCCAAUCCAGAGCAGUUUGCUUUGAAAAGUAGUUGUUUUUGAAAAUUUAAUGUAAAUAUUUUUUAGAAUUUCUUUUUUUUGAAAGAGUCUCGCUCUAUUGCUGGAAUGCAGUAGAGAAGUGCAGUGGUGCAGUCUUGGCUCACUGCCACCUCUGCCCUCCCAAGUUCAAGCAAUUCUCCUGCCUCAGCCUCCUGAGUAGCUGGGAUUACAGGUGUGUGCCACCAUGCCUGGCUAAUUUUUGUACUGUUAGUAGAGACAGGGUUUCACCAUGCUGGCCAGGCUGGUCUCGAACUCCUGACCUCAAGUGAUCCACCUGCCUAGUCCUCCCAAAGUGCUGGCAUUACAGGCAUGAGCCACGGCGCCCAGCCCAUAAAUAUUAUUAUUAUUUUAUAAAGACAUUCUUAUUUUCUUGGCUUUUUGAUGUAUCCAUUCCAGGUGGAUAAGUGUUGGGUAGUAACUCCUAGUACACUGAUUUCACAGUUGCUACCUCUCCUGCCUUUCUCUAAUUCUUACCCCAACUCAAGUAGUUAAAAAUCAGUAAGAAAAAUGUCUUGAGCUAGAAGAACCUGUAGAGGAAGAUUUUGUAAUGCAAAUCUGCUUUCAUAAUUUUACUUCUGUAAAUUCAGGGUUUUUUUAAGCAGAAAAAAAUACUUGAUGUGCUCUAGUAAGGUUAUUAAGUAAAAAUUAAAUAAACAUUAAUUUAAUAUUUAGGCUAACAUUAACAUUUAAAUUAAUAUACUAAGUGAAUAUGCUUAAUAUGUUCUAGUACGGGUAUGCUCAGAAGUAGGGCCAGUUUCCCUUUCAUGAACUGUUUUCAGCAAUCAUACAGCACAGUGGCCUGUAAGGAACCAGCAGUGUGUUUCUCUGCAUAAUUAUGAAUUUAGUCAAGAUCAGAAGCUGUGUUUUGGGGUUAAGAAGGGUUAAUUUAUUUAAAUAAAGUUUCUAUUUAAAAA